Physella acuta is the source of this 3519-nucleotide messenger RNA. RefSeq names its product twist-related protein 2-like. Lineage: Eukaryota; Metazoa; Mollusca; Gastropoda; Physidae. Gene Ontology annotation, biological process: regulation of transcription by RNA polymerase II; developmental process. The record is from RefSeq and is a predicted model, not a curated record. Gene Ontology annotation, molecular function: RNA polymerase II transcription regulatory region sequence-specific DNA binding; DNA-binding transcription factor activity, RNA polymerase II-specific; protein dimerization activity.
UAGCCGCAAUAAGACACAAGUGUGAGCUCGCCGUCGUACUAUUAGUUGGCUGCGUGCGUAAUUUCGGUGACCAUGCCUGCACGUGCUGGGAGAUACUGGCCGCUUCUUGUUUGAUCCAGCGUGAGCACAACUUAUCGAUAUCUGCUGGAGAUUGGGCGCUAGCACGUGCUAAGUGGACGUAAAGACGUGCAUGUAGCCAGGAGAAUUGAGUGAGUUCAAAUUACUUCAGCGCCACUUGUGUCAGCUGGUGGAGCCAGGCUUGAGGUGUUUUGAUUCAACAAAAAUUUCUGGCCAAUUUUUGUUGAAAUAAAAUUCUGGAGAAUUCUUUGAUUCCAAAUUUCAGGCAAAAUUAUUCACAAAAUUUAGAAAAAAUUUAUUUCACAAACCUCAGGAAAUUUGAUUUCAUAAACCUCAGGAAAUUUGAUUUCAUAAAGUUCAGGAAAUUUGAUUUCAUAAACUUCAAGAAAUUUGAUUUCAUAAAGUUCAGGAAAUUAUUUGAUGCCACCAAAUGUGUUGAUUAAUUGCUGAAUCUAAGGUGUGGUCAGUGGCCAUCUCCCGGCCAGGUGACAGUUCCAGACGAGAUGGUACCGUUGUGUCUGAGAGAUGUUGACGUCCUAGACCGAGGCGACAUUACAGGUUUGGCCAUGACCUCUGACCGACUGUCCCUCCCUUCAACAGAGAAGAGCGACAAGUUGACCAGACUAGACGGGGUUCUCUCCCCUCACGUGAGCACCUCUCACCCCGACCCCGACUCGUCACUGGACACCCGGGUCUCGCCCGACCCUCGCUUUGACGGGGUCAAAGUUCAACACUUUGUCAAAUCUGAAGACAUAUCCACAGCUUUAAAGGAAGAAAAACCAAUGCAGAGAAAACGAGCUUUCAACUUCACAGACGAUGAUCUCUACACAGCUGAGUCUAAAUCUCUGGAACAAUCUCUGGACCAGUCUCUGGACGGUAGCCCGUCUUAUAUGAGCCCAGAUCCUGCCACACACAGCCGGUCAUCAGAGAACAGUGACUCCAACUCUACUUCCGGGGUCAGCAGUCGGAAGAAGGUCAAGAAACAGACUCAGUCAGUCGAGGAUCUUCAGAACCAGCGGGUGUUGGCGAACGUCCGAGAGAGACAGAGAACGCAGUCGCUAAACGAAGCGUUCGCCCAACUUCGUCAGAUCAUUCCCACUCUGCCGUCAGACAAACUCAGCAAGAUUCAGACUCUGAAACUGGCGUCACGGUACAUUGAUUUCCUGUACCAGGUACUGCGGAGUGACCAGCCGGACACGAAGAUGAGCACUAGCUGCAGCUAUGUGGCCAGCGAGAGGCUUAGCUAUGCCUUCAGUGUGUGGAGGAUGGAGGGGGCGUGGUCGACUCUAGGACACUAGCCAACACCCACAAAAAUGAAAACCGCUGAGCCAAGAGCAUAGACUGGUGUUACAGACAAAGUUGGGUACCGUGUUGUUAGCUGUCAUACUGUCACUUUACCACAUGAAAUAUGACGAAUAUGUGGACGGUGGAGGUGGAGGAACUGCUGCAUCCACCAAACUGUGUGGAUAACUCCACUGGAUACAUCAGCUACACAUCCUUGGCGUCUCGUUAUCCAAACAUUUGGCAGAGUUUUAAUUAGGAGUCACAAAUAUGCUAUGAUGUUAGACUGAAGCUAAACUAGCAGUCACAAAUAUGCUAUGAUGUUAAACAAAAGCUAAACUAGGAGUCACAAAAGUUCUGUAAUGUUAUACAGAAGCUAAAUCGGGAUUACGUUUGUUUAUUAAAAAAGAUAUUAGUUGAAAAAAAAACGUUCAAAGUAUCUAUUUUAUCAAUAUUUGUUGCUGCUAAUUGUGUCAAUUUGUCUAGAUUGAUUUGUUAGCUUUCCGAUGUAUUAUUUCUACUCAUGGUUUUUUUUUUUUAAAGGAAUUUCAACAAAAUGUGAUUAAUAAUAUUUUUAUAAAUAAAUAAUCAGAUUUUAAAAAUAACAUUAAACAAUGAAUCAUUUCAUAUCAUUCAUUAUUUAUCUACUCCCCCACCCCAAAAAAAAUCUCCCUAUCAUACUUACUUGGCACCGCCUAACGGAAAAGAAGUUGUGUGUGUGUGCCUUGACCUUAUGAGAUGGUUUUCUUAUUGGUGACCUUGACUUCCCGACCUCCAAUGACCUACACAAAAAGUGACACCAAAACUUAGAGCAGAAAACAUUUAUCAGAACAAUCCUCUUGUUUUAAUUAACUAAUUGCGACGUUUUAAUUACGAUAAGAAAAACAAAAGACGCUUGUUUGGUUAUCUGUGCUGGUAACUCGGUGAUAAGGAUUUCAUUAGUUGACACUAUCAACAUUAUUAUCUAAAUGUUGAUAAACAAUUAGCAAGAUUCUAGACUCGGUGUUGAUAAAUGUCAUGAUUGUUGCUCCACUGUUUGUAACUAACUUAGUGUGUUAUCGAUAUGAGUGUUAUCAACAUGAGUGUGUUAUUAUCAUGAGUAUGUUGUUAUCAACAUGAGCGUGUUGUUGUCAUCAUGAGUGUUAUCAACGUGAGUGUGUCGUUAUCAAUAUGAGUGUUAUCAACAUGAGUAUGUUAUCAACAUGAGUGUGUAAUCAACAUGAGUAUAUUAUCAACAUGAGUGUUAUCAACAUGAGUGUGUUAUCAACAUGAGUGUUAUCAACAUGAGCAUGUUAUCAACAUGAGUGUUAUCAACAUGAGUGUGUUAUCAACAUGAGUGUUAUCAACAUGAGCAUGUUAUCAACAUGAGUGUGUAAUCAACAUGAGUAUAUUAUCAACAUGAGUGUUAUCAACAUGAGUGUUAUCAACAUGAGUGUGUUGUUAUCAACAUGAGUGUUAUCAACAUGAGCAUGUUAUCAACAUGAGUGUGUAAUCAACAUGAGUAUAUUAUCAACAUGAGUGUUAUCAACAUGAGUGUUAUCAACAUGAGUGUAUUGUUAUCAACAUGAGUGUUAUCAACAUGAGCAUGUUAUCAACAUUAGUGUGUAAUCAACAUGAGUAUAUUAUCAACAUGAGCAUGUUAUCAACAUGAGUGUUCUCAACAUGAGUAUGUUAUCAACAUGAGUAUGUUAUCAACAUUAGUGUGUUACCAACAUGAGUGUUAUUUUAUUAGCUCGAGAGUAUGUUAUCAACAUAUUGUUGUGUGCAUGAAAGAUCUUUUUUUUUUAUCAACUUUUACAAACUAUGCAAACCUAUUUUACAAAGCUGGAUAUGCACAUUUUAUAUUAUUUUAUGAUAACUAGUGAUUUGACCUAAGCACUGUAUGAGAUGAAAAUUGUACUUAGUUCCGUGUUUAUGUUGACUCACUACACAAUGUGAGCGUCCAAUAGUGCCUCAACACACAUUUGUUUAUCCCAGUAAGUGCCCGUAUGUCGAGUAUUUACUAGCAAUGUCAACCAUUUGUGGUUGUGAAGAAUGUUAACUCGUCUAUUUGUUGACAUUUUUCAUGACACGUGAUGUAUUAAAAAUAACUUGAUGUAUUACUACACUACCUAAAUUAACCUGAAGUUAAUUUUUUUAAAUAAAUACAAACUAAACAGA